GUAAGCGUGCGGUUCUACUUUGAAGCACGUGAGCCACGGAACCGAUCCUCACGUUUUCGCUGAUGUCCCGCGGUGAUCGCGUCGCGAAUGGAUCUACGCAGGUCGAGGCCGGUUACAAUUUCGCUCGGUAAGAUCACGUGGAAUGAGACAAGGGUGAUUCUAAAUGUCUCGUAAAUGUCAAGUUGUCCGAAAUCCGUUGCCGAGUGUGUGGCCAAGUGAUAGAUCGGGGAAAUUGUCGAGGAUCGCGUGAACCCCCGAUCGCGUGUAUCGAGGGUCGCGGCUUGAAAUUUUCCCGGAAUACAUUUUCGUAAUCCGCGUCCUUCGCUGACACCGUCUGCACGACAGGACGUCGAUCGGCGCGGGCCUCUCCUUCGGCGAAGUGACGUGACUCGCGAUACUUCCGGCUUCCGCGAGCGAGCUUUCCCCGACGUCGGAUGGGAAAGGGAUCGCUCUGACGGUCGCUUUUAUCGAUCGAUCGAAACGUGCGAGGCGAAUCGACCCUCGUCAUCCGCGGAGGAUCCACGCUCCGAAAUUUUCGGAGCAACUCGACCGAGUCCCACGCUGCGCUCCGCUUUCAAUUGGUCACGGACCGUCACGAGAGCGAGUGGGUUAUUAUUAAUUUCAUCGUGAGGAGAGAGAAAGAGCCGCUCGGUUACUCGCAGUUACUUCGCCCGACGAAACGAUGAGUACCCGUUGGAGCAUCAGGCAUUAGACGUGCAAUUUUGACAGAGUGGUACUCUGACUUAUCUCUCUCUCUCUCUCUCCCUCCUCUUCUCUUCUCCUCUUCUCGACAAUCGUUUCGAUCUACGCAUGUGUGAAGCGACGAUUUAAACGACGUCGAAAGGUGCCGGAGUGUCUGUGAAAUUUUUACUUGUGCGCCGCACAAAGUGCAGUGAAUGAAGGAGAUCUGGAUUGAAAGGGCCGCGACCGCAAAGGGAGGAAUACCCCGAGUCUCCGUUCGCAACGGACGAUAAGACGGGCCGGGAGAUCGCGCGACUCCAAUAACAACAGGCCUGUUUCUUUCUCCACUCCCCCGCCUCUCUUGGCCAAGUGUACAGAGGGACAGGUGCCGCCGAGACAGAGGGUUUCUCGCCGUCUCGUCGUAUUUUAACGCGCCCGCCGCGAAGUUUAAUUUGGGAUACGUUACCCAGGGUUUUCGCGCGCUUUGACGUAACGCGGUCGGUCGCGCGCCAUCCAUCGACGUCGCGGGUUUCCCCUUUGAAGUCCAAACCGGAAGGAUCGUUUAUACGAAGCGACGAAUACGCUCGUGUGUUUGCCUUGGGUGAUUCGAGAGCAGACGACGACGACGACGACGACGACGACGUGCACGUGUGAUCGCGUCGCCGCGAUCGUUUAUCCCCCCGUCCACGCGCUGCGUGGCUCGACGAAAAGUCUCCCACAACUUCCUCCGUCUCUGUCGCCGUCGAUGACAAAGAGAAGCGAACCUUCUCUCCUCGAUGUGCGACCCCACCGCGUUGCUGGAUCUAGUGCCGGGCGAGGGAUUACUCAAGAGGCCGUCCAUGGAUUAUAACGAGUACACGUACUGCUACGGCGGUGGUCGAGGGUGUUUGUUGGACAGUUCGGCACCGCGGGGCCCACCUGAUGUGCCACCCCGUAAUCCCGCAAUGAGCCGGCUCAACGGAAGACUGCCAGGAAGUCACGCAGCGAGUGAUCACGAACGCGAUCCUGAUCUCGAGCCAUCCUGCCUCGUACGCACCCCAUCCGGUAACUUCUACAAUAUACCAAAGAUACCGAAGAAUGAAUACAACAACAAGAAUCAGUCUACGGGGAACAGUCCAAUAAAGGUGGAGCUGCAGAACAACAUGGACAGGGUACCUUUACCUUACGGGCACGCCCCGUCGAUGAUCCCGAUGAGGAGACAAAGCAUCCGCUGUCAUUUCCGCAAGGGAAUCGAUUGGUGCAGCUGGAAACUAAUUGCCAUAGUAGUAAUUAUGCUCUCGCUCUGCUUGACCGCGGCAUUAACCUACGUCGCAGCGUCCAAUUUAGUGAACUGGUCGUACCAAGGCUCCAAGGCGUGCACGGUCCUGGUAGGCGAGAACACAGAUGCGAAACCGUCGUCGAGCGAAGCGAACAAGACGUCCACGUCGUCCACUUCAACGACGUCGCAAUCGGGCGGCAAGACGCGGCAGCCAUCAUCGUCAGGAGGUAGUAUUAGCACGUCGGAUAGCAUGUUGCUAGAUGGUGUCGUAUACAGCCGUAAGCGUAGGGAAGCGUUUAAUGAGCAUGCAUUGCACCAAACUGUCGCGCUGCCACCCCCUCGUGACCCCGAGGAGCCGUCCUUGAUUCCGACCGCCCUUGAGGCUGAGACCUCGGGGUUCGAGCAGCGAUCAGUCCCGUUGCAUGACAAGUUCCCCGGUAAAGUUGUGCAUGAUUCGGAGCAUGCGGAUGGUCCAGGUCCGGCGAAGGAGGCUGUCGACCGUUCGAUCGAAGCUAACGAGGUCACCGAGGAGUCGCUUGUUGUCAAUGUCUCCGCCACUACUACUAAUUACUCGCACGAUCAUACAACUCACAUCACUGUCGCUGAUCAUCUCUCCUCUUCGUCCUCUGUCUCUGUCGGCUCUGGUCGUUCUUCCGCGUCGACCUCCGAAUUCAGUCGCGAGUCGCCCGACGACGAGGCGUCCGCCACGACGUCCUCGUGGCUCCCCGAAAUUUUUCCGGUCGUCGACAAAGACGCCGUUGAUGCGCUCGAGAAAUCGGCGACGCGAGAAGAACACGUUGUAAUGAAAGCCCCGAACUCGAAACUUGUCCGCGAUGACUCCGCGGAUUUCGACCGCGACACCGAUAACGCCAGCAUGUCCGAAAGUUCGGACAUUGGCGAAAGCGGUACCGAAGCUACGACGUCUGCAUCCGACGCGGAGUCCGCGAAACUUGGCGCAGAUAGCAGCGAUUACGACCGAGUAGUUGGCGGAACUAUAGAAAAUGACAGCAACGUUUCCCCCGUCGAUUAUAACGGUAAUAUAGAUGUUGCCGAUACCAUUGUAGAAGCUGUAACAGAGGUGCGCUCGAUUGAACUAACGGAGGAUCAAGGAUCGAACGUAAGUAAUUUCAAUACGAGUGAACAGUUAGUUUCUGUAGAAAUGGAUCGAAACAAGGUAGACGCUAGCACUGUUUCGUCUAAUGUAAACGAUGAAGAAACGACAUUUCGUGCAUUGUUAAGUAACGAUGAGAAAAUCAAAGAGUCUGAGGAACAUAGAAUCAAGAUUGAAGGUGAGCACGAUAAAUCUAAAGAAGAAAUUAUCUCGGACGAAAACAAUGGAUCAGCUGUCUUUACGGAGGAUAUCUCAAAGACAAUAAAUAUGACCACGAAAUCAAUAAAAUCUCAGACGUCGGACAUUGUGAAAGAAACACGAGAGCUUUCCCAGGAAAGUUCGUCGUCCGAGUCCGAAGCCUCAUUCAAUAUCGUUAACCCUCCUGAACAGUCCGAAGAACUUCAGAAAGACUAUCCCCUACCGAUCUAUAGCUAUGGACAAGACGAGAUAGAGAUUGUCGAUCUUCAUCGUAAGAAGCAAUCGAUCGGAAAAGCAAAAAAUCCUACUAAAACAUCUGAAAUUCUUGAUAACAAUGUAAAGAUGAAAGUCGUUUCCCGAGAGAGUCGUCAAAAUAAAGACGAUGUACGAAUCAUCACGAGAGAAGAGAGCGACGACGAGUUGCUUCGGAAGUUUAAAGAGAAGUUCCACGAAGCGGCUGUCGAUGCUAACGAACCCGUUGAAAAUUCCUCGUUAAUUAGAACCAAUUAUAAUUCACCUCCAACGAGUACUCUGCAUGAAACGGUGCAUGAUUCAUCGGGCAACGCGUCACCCAGGUUCCCCUCUAAUACGGACCAUCUGUCUAAUUCACCGAUCACUCAACGAGUACAGAUCAUAGAGGUGCCCGUGUAUCGCGACGCUCAUUCCGGCCCAUCAUCGUCUUCAUCAUCAUCGUCACCGCAUCGAGUGCUCAUAAACGUAACGAUCGCUGCCGAGAAUCCAUCUGCCGCUUCUUCGAGGCCGCUGUACGUCCUCUCGGUAUCGGUGCCGACCGAGGACGGCCAUUCGUCCGGGAUUAACAUCGAUCAAGCGCAGGUGCCGCCUGCAGCGAGCAUGAAAAAAAUCCCUGCUAAGGAUGCCGAAUCGAUAAGCGUGGUCGAUACGCGAUUACCGCCACCGCCGCAACCACCUGCUUCGCCUCCGGCGCCCAUCUGGGCCGGUGGUGAGUGCGAGUGCUCCUGCCCGUGCAUGGGCUCGUCCUCUGAUGAAUGGGACAAUUUUUCAGCGAUCGAUGACAAUCUGGAACAAGAGCUCGAGAGCGUUAAUGCCACUAUGUUGGACGACGAACUCCUAGAAUCGGGAGAGAAAUCGGCGGACGGAAGAGAGCAAGAUACGGAAUCAGCGGUGAAAGAUUCGGCGAAGAUCAAUGCGACGAUUUCCACCACCGAAAACUAUUAUCUCUCGACGAUGGACGACCUUGCUAAGAAUAGCGAAUCAAUCGAUGGGAGCUCCACUUCAACUUACGAGCCAGAAGUAAGCACCGAUCCGUGGGUUUGUUCGGGGAGCACCGCACUCCCCCCCGAGCCUACUAUACUGAUCCUUGAAGGUGCGCGAACUUUCCCGGCGCGGUCUUUCCCGCCAGACGGGACGACCUUCGCCCAGGUCAGUUUAGGACAGAAGCUCAGCAAGGAGAUACCGCCGUACGGCUACUGGAACAUGCAGUUUUAUCAAUCGGAGGCCGCCUACGUGCGUUUCGACUACAGCAUCCCGCGCGGUGCCAGCAUCGGCGUAUACGCGCGAAGGAACGCGCUGCCCACGCACACGCAGUACGAUCUUCUGGAGGUUCUCAGCGGCUUCAAGGCUCGGACCACCAGGGCGUCCCAUGUUAGUGUUAUUCCUUCGAUUAAGAAGGAGGUAACUCAGUACAUGGAGCCAGGGCACUGGUUCCUGUCGCUUUACAACGACGACGGAGAUCCCCACGAAGUCUCGUUUAUUGCUGUGAUUGCCGAGGAUAUGACGCAUAACUGUCCGAACGGUUGCAGUGGCAAAGGCGAAUGUCUCUUAGGUCAUUGUCAGUGCAAUCCUGGUUUUGGUGGCGAAGAUUGCAGCGAGAGUGUCUGCCCUGUUCUUUGCAGUCAAAGAGGGGAGUACAUAAACGGCGAGUGCCAAUGCAAUCCCGGCUGGAAGGGCAAGGAGUGCUCCCUGCGACACGACGAGUGCGAGGUGCCCGAUUGCAACGGCCACGGCCACUGCACCAACGGUAAAUGCAACUGUGUACGCGGCUACAAGGGGAAGUAUUGCGAAGAGGUUGACUGUCCACAUCCGACUUGCUCGGGCCACGGUUUUUGCGCCGAGGGCACGUGCAUCUGUAAAAAGGGUUGGAAGGGAGCUGAUUGCAGUCAAAUGGACAAGGAGGCAUUGCAGUGCCUGCCAGACUGCAGCGGUCAUGGAAAUUUCGAUCUCGAGACCCAGACCUGCCUCUGCGAGCCCAUGUGGUCUGGUGAUGAUUGCUCGAAAGAACUGUGUGAUCUCGAUUGCGGCCCUCACGGACACUGCGUGGACAACGCUUGCGACUGCUUGCCAGGCUGGUCCGGCGAGCUUUGCAAUCUGAAGCAAUGCGACCCUCGUUGCAACGAGCACGGACAAUGCAAGAAUGGCACGUGUCUAUGCGUCACCGGAUGGAACGGAAAACACUGCACGAUGGAGGGAUGUCCGAAUUCUUGUUCCGGCCAUGGACAGUGCAGGGUGUCGAAUGACGCGCAAUGGGAGUGUCAGUGUUACGACGGUUGGGACGGCAAGGACUGCAGCGUACUUUUAGAGCAGAACUGCAACGAUGGACGAGACAAUGAUAAAGAUGGUCUCAUUGAUUGUGCCGAUCCGGAAUGUUGCUCCAAUCACAUAUGCCGCAGCAGCCAGCUGUGCGUCUCAGCGCCCAAGCCAAUCGAUAUAUUGCUACGGAAACAGCCACCCGCCAUUACUGCUUCCUUCUUCGAGAGAAUGAAGUUCCUAAUCGACGAGGGCAGUCUGCAGAACUACGCUCGUCAGGAGACCUUCAACGAGAGUAUGUUCUGGAAUCACUUCAAUACAAGCCGAUCGGCCGUCAUACGCGGCCGCGUCGUUACCCAUCUCGGCACGGGACUCAUGGGAGUGCGGGUCAGUACCAGCACACCGCUGGAAGGCUUCACCCUUACGAGAGAUGACGGCUGGUUCGAUCUAUUGGUGAACGGCGGCGGUGCCGUAACUUUGCAAUUCGGUCGAUCUCCCUUCAAGCCACAGAGUCAUAUCGUCUUCGUGCCUUGGAAUGAGGUCGUCAUAAUCGACAAAAUUGUUAUGAGCACUGCCGAGGAGAAGCCGCCCGUUCAUGUUCCACACGCAUGCGCCGCUCACGAUUACGAUCUGAUGAAGCCUGUCGUCCUGGCGACCUGGAAGCACGGGUUCCAAGGAGCCUGCCCGGAUAAGAGCGCCAUUUUGGCGGAGUCUCAAGUUAUACAGGAGAGCUUGCAGAUACCCGGAACAGGCUUGAAUCUAGUAUAUCAUAGUUCGCGAGCGGCCGGUUAUCUCUCGACCAUACAACUGCAGCUGACUCCGGAAGUCAUACCAGCGACCUUGAAUUUGAUACAUUUGAGAAUCACGAUCGAGGGUAUACUGUUUGAGAAGACCUUCGAAGCCGAUCCAGUGAUCAAGUUCACCUACGCAUGGAAUCGCUUGAACGUCUACCGCCAACGCGUCUACGGAGUUACGACUGCUAUGGUGAAGGUUGGCUAUGAGUACAGCGAUUGCAAGGACAUUAUCUGGGAUGUGCAAACGACGAAGUUGAGCGGUCACGACAUGUCCAUCUCGGAAGUCGGCGGUUGGAACUUGGACAUUCAUCAUAGAUACAACUUCCACGAGGGUAUUUUGCAGAAAGGAGACGGCUCAAAUAUUUAUCUGAAACAUAAACCGAGAGUUAUUCUCACCACGAUGGGAGAUGGUCAUCAGAGACCGUUGGAUUGUUACGAUUGCGACGGGCAAGCUUCCAAGCAGCGUCUCUUAGCGCCCGUUGCUCUUGCCACUGCAGCAGACGGCUCCAUUUUUGUCGGUGAUUUUAAUCUAGUCAGGAAGAUUCUCGUCGAUGGAACAGUCAGAACUGUAGUCAGAUUAAAUGCAACGAGGGUAUCAUAUCGUUAUCACAUCGCUCUGAGCCCGCUGGACGGCGUUCUCUAUAUAUCGGAUCCGGAAUCUCAUCAAAUCAUUCGCGUACGCGACACCAACGACUACACGGAUCCCGAUCAUAACUGGGAGACAGUAGUCGGUUCCGGGGAACGUUGUCUUCCUGGCGACGAAGCUCAUUGUGGCGAUGGUGCGCUGGCACGAGACGCUAAACUCGCUUAUCCCAAGGGCGUUGCCGUCUCUGCCGAUAAUGUCUUGUACUUUGCCGAUGGCACAAAUAUACGAAUGGUCGACAGAGACGGUAUUAUCACCACCGUGAUUGGUAAUCAUAUGCACAAAUCGCACUGGAAACCCAUACCUUGUGAAGGAACGUUGAACGUCGAAGAGGUUCAUCUACGCUGGCCGACCGAACUGGCGAUCAAUCCUCUGGACAAUUCGCUGCACAUGAUCGACGAUCAUAUGGUUCUCCAGCUGGCCCCGGAUGGUCGUGUCAAGGUCGUUGCCGGUCGUCCACUUCACUGCGCCUCUCCGUCAGCCUCGUUUGACACGGAACUCGCGACUCACGCCACUCUUGUGAUGCCACAGAGCGUUGCAUUCGGUCCAUCGGGCGACCUUUACAUCGCCGAGAGCGAUUCCCAGAGGAUCAAUCGCGUUCGUGUAAUCGGGACUGACGGCAAGAUCUCACCGUAUGCUGGUGCUGAGUCCAAGUGCAAUUGCCUGGAGCGCGGUUGCGAUUGCUUCGAGGCCGAUCACUAUCUGGCAUCCACCUCCAAGUUUAAUACUAUAUCCGCUGUGGCGGUUUCACCCGACGGAGUAGUGCACAUUGGCGAUCAGGCUAACUAUCGCAUUCGUUCGGUGACGGCGAGCAUUCCUGACGCGAGCGGUGCGCGAGAAUACGAGAUUUACGCACCUGAUACGCAAGAAAUCUACGUAUUCAAUCGGUUCGGCCAGCACAUUGCCACGAAGAACAUUCUGACCGGCGAGACUGUGUAUCUCUUCACAUACAACGUUAACACUAGCAAUGGUAAGCUCAGCACUGUGACGGACGCGGCUGGCAACAAGGUCUUUUUGUUAAGAGACUACAGCAGCCAAGUGAACUCGAUCGAAAAUACAAAGGGACAAAAAUGUAGACUAAGAAUGUCCAGAAUGAAGAUGUUGCACGAACUGAGCACGCCCGAUAAUUACAACGUUACUUUCGACUAUCACGGACCCACUGGUUUGCUGAAGACAAAGCUCGAUAGUACCGGCCGCAGUUAUGUUUACAAUUAUGAUGAAUUUGGCAGACUGACCAGCGCAGUGACACCCACAGGCAAAGUGAUCAGCUUGACUUUUGAUCUUAGCCUGAAAGGCGCCAUAGUCAAAGUUGGACAGAACAACAGAAAGCCCAUCUCGAUGUUGAUCAAAGGAUCGUCUGUUGUCACGAAGGUCGGAGAGGCCGAGCAAAGGACAACAGUUCUCGCCGAUGGCUCGGUUGGAAGAGUAACGCCAUGGGCUCACACCGUCAGCACCGAUAGUAUGCCGUACUCGAUUCUGGCUGAAAUCGAACCUCUAUUAGGUGAAAGCUAUCCCGUGCCGGCUAAACAGAGAACAGAGAUCGCUGGCGAUCUGGCUAAUCGUUUCGAGUGGCGAUAUUUCCUCCGAAAGAUUCAAGGAAAUAAAAAUCGCGGAAACUCGAAGGCAAUCGCUCAGGUCGGCAGGAAGCUCCGAGUCAAUGGCGAGAUCCUGCUGUCUCUCGAAUAUGAUAGGGAAACAAACACUGUGGCUGUGUUUAUGGACGACCGGGUAGAACUGUUGAAUGUUACAUAUGAUAGAACCGCUAGACCCGUUAAAUGGGGACCGAGAAAUGGCAUCUUUGCUGGUGUUGAAUUGGAAUAUGAUCGAUUCAGCAGACUGAUUAGUUGGACGUGGGGCGACAUCAGCGAAACAUAUGGCUUUGACAGAGCAGGUCGAUUGUACGAGAUAAAGUACAGCGAUGGUACGUCAAUGGUGUAUGCCUUCAAAGACAUGUUUAGCAGUUUGCCGCUGAAGGUCACUACGCCACGUGGAAGCGAUUAUCUUCUUCAAUAUGACGAGGCGGGAGCAUUGCAAUCACUGACUACUCCGAGAGGACACAUCCAUACAUUCUCUCUUCAAACGUCUCUCGGAUUCUACAAAUAUCAAUAUUACUCGCCGAUGAACAGACAUCCAUACGAGAUUCUUUACAAUGAUGACGGUCAGAUUCUUGCCAAGGUGUAUCCUCAUCAAAGCGGAAAAGUUGCUUACGUCUAUGAUCAUGCUGGAAAACUCGAAACUACGCUUGCCGGAUUGUCCUCAAUACACUACACCUAUCAAGAAACAACCAGUCUAGUGCGCAGCAUCGACAUCAACGAACCAAACUUUGAGAUGCGUAUCGAAUACAAAUACCAUGCUGGCAUUGUAAAGGACGAGAAGAUCAAGUUUGGCAGCAAGAGUGGCAUGGAUAACGCUCAUUAUCGUUAUCAGUACGAUGGUAAUGCGCGUAUAUCCGGCAUCGAAGUCGACAUUAACGGCAAACAACUGCCUCAGCUUCGUCUCAAAUAUAACCAGAAUCUUGGUGUGCUAGAAGGCGUUGGUGAUCUCAGGAUAUACAGAAAUCUCUUUAAUCGAUCAGUUAUGCAAGACAGCAGCAAACAAUUCUUCACGGUCACAGAUUAUGACGAGCACGGUCGCGUUAAGACGGUGCUGAUGAACAUCCGAUCCUUCGACGUGUUUCGCAUGGAACUCGAGUACGACAAUCGCAAUCGCAUCAAGAUGAGGAAGCUCACGAUCGGGAAGGAGUCCAUGGAGAAGAAGGAAUGGUCUAGAAUGGAGAAGAUUACGUAUAAUGCUGACGGUCAUGUGCUCGAGGUAGCGGAUACCGAGAAUAAUUGGCAAUAUGCAUACGAUGAAAAUGGUAAUGUAAUUGGCGUGACCGAGCACAAUGAGAAGAUCGUCUUGGGCUAUGAUAGUGGUGAUCGAGUGGCCCAGUACGGUGACGUUGAAUUUAAUUCAUACGAUGGACGCGGUUUCGUCGUGAUUCGUGGCGAGCAUAAAUAUAGGUACAACUCACGCGGUCAGCUGAUUCAUGCGUCGGAGCACAAGAAAUUCCAAAUUUGGUACUUCUACGAUGAUCGCGGUCGACUGGUGUCGAUGAACGACGACCGAGAAAAUAUCACUCAAUUCUUCUACGCGAAUCCAAAAACUCCGGAUCUGAUAACGCAUGUGCAUUUCCCGAAGUUGUCCAAAACAUUCCGAUUCCUUUACGAUUCGCGCGACUUCUUGAUGACCGUGGAGACAUCCGAGCAACGGUUCUACGUCGCAACAGAUCAAAAUGGUUCGCCUCUCGCUCUUUUCGAUACCAAUGGCAAUCUUAUCAAAGAGAUGCGACGCACGCCGUUCGGCAAGAUUAUCAAGGAUACCAAUCCGGACUUUUAUUUGCCUAUCGAUUUCCAUGGUGGUCUCUUCGAUCCCAAUACCAAGUUGAUCUAUUUAAACAAGAGGCUUUACGAUCCAACCGUUGGUCAAUGGAUGACGCCUGCUUGGGAACAAAUGGCCAACGAGCUCACCACUCCGACCGACAUAUUCAUCUAUCGUUUCCGCAAUAACGAUCCGAUCAACUUUAAGCAAAACGUCGAGUACAUGACGGAUCUGGCGAGUUGGCUGAAACUCUAUGGCUACGACAUUUCAACUAUGCUUGGUUCUGAAUACACAAAGCAGAUGGUGUAUCAACCGAGCGCCAUCGUCACGUCUCCGCAACUGACUCCGGACUUUGGCGUAAUGUCCGGUCUGCAAUGCAUCGUAAAUCGCGUGCAAGAGAAGUUCUCCGAUCUUGGUUUCGUGCCCAAGCCGUUGCUGAAGCUGGAACCGAAAACGCGAAACCUAUUGCCGCGGGUGGCCCAUCGUCGGGCAGUUUUCGGCGAGGGUAUUCUAGUAUCGCGCGUUGGUGGUCGGGCUCUGGUGAGCGUAGUAGACGGCGUGAACAGUGUAGUGCAAGACGUGGUCACAUCCGUGUUCAACAACUCGUACUUCCUGCCGCUGCAUUUCAGCGUGCACGAUCAGGACGUCUUCUAUUUCGUCAAGGAUAACGCGCUGAAGAUCCGCGAUGAUAUGGAGGAACUUCAUCGGCUGGGCGGGAUGUUUAACGUAUCCACGCACGAGACGACGGAACACGGUGCCGGCACGUGGAAGGAGUUGAGAUUGCACAAUCCGGACGCAGCGGUGGUCAUCAAGUACGGGGCCGAUCCUGAACAGGAGCGGCACCGGAUUCUGAAGCACGCGCACAAGCGUGCCGUCGAACGCGCCUGGGAGAUCGAGAAGCAAUUGGUAAUGGCCGGUUUCCAGGGUCGAGGCGACUGGUCUAAGGAGGAGAAGGACGAGCUCAUGAGUCGCGGCACCGUCGACGGCUACGAAGGCGUCGAUAUCCACAGCGUGCAUAGGUAUCCCCAGCUCGCCGACGAUCCUGGUAACGUCGCGUUCACCCGCGACACCAAGAGGAAGAGGCGGAAGAGCGGCAACAGGCGCAACAGAACUCACCGGCACGACUCGUGAUUCGAGGACGCCACGACGCGAGUUCAAAGUAUCGCUUGGGACUUGAUUCGCGCGUGAAGCGAAGGAACGGAAGAGAAAGAGAGAGCUAGCGCGUCUUGGAAGAAACGAUAGGACGGUUUUGUCGUCGUAAUGUGAUUUGCGAAAUCGCAAUUUGUGCGAACGGCCAGCGUUGUCGCUCCCUUCUCUCCUCGAUCCUCCUCUCGGUCUCUUUCUUCUCUCUCGUACUCGUCGUUGACAGGAGAUCGCAAAGAUCUAUCACAUGAUGACGAACGAUGCAUCUCGUAAUGCAAUCGUCUGAUAAUGCAAUCUAUCGAUGUGCCAUAAGCGCGUCUAUAUGCGAUCGCUAUCGAAUUUAAAUUCUAGAUUGAUGUGCGCAGGAAGACGACGAGUGUGAGAACGGAUCGCGAAGUGUCAAAAUUAACCUAGUCGCAUUAUUAACGAAAUGAAGAAUAUAAAGCUUGUUAUAUGGUGAUUAGUUUAUACGGAAAAAAGAGAGAAAAAGGAAGAAACACAAGGAAGAGAGAGAGAGAGAAAGAGAGAGAAAAGGGAGUGGCGAAUAUAGACGCAUAUAGAGGUGCGAGACGGAAAGGAUAAAAGUGCGUGCGUAGACCUUCAAGGUGCCGUCCGAGACGAAAUCGAUAGUGUUUUUUGCGAAAAAAGAGUGGGAGAGGGAAAUGUAUGUGUCUUGGACUUUCGUCACAGAUCAUCGGUUAAAUUCGAGCUGAUGUUAAUUCAUGCAACAGGGUCUACAAGACACGCGUUAUACGCACGCACACGCGAGACAGGAGCGAGACAUCUCGAGAUCGGCGCGUCGAAGCUAGAGGAUGCGAGGCGAGGGAGAAGAUAAUUUUCAAUAAAAAAUGCAAAUGAAAGAGAGACAUGUCAGGUUUCUCUCUGUUUGAAAUGUCCUCACCUCGCAUCUCUAGUCGGGACGCCGUCGUCCGAGAAUGGACAAGUGAGAGUGAGAGAGAGAAAGAGAAAGAGACAAACGUGGAGAAUAGAUAUAUACAGCAGAUAUUUUUAACAUGGCGCAAAUUGGUGUACUAGGUGCGAGACGAGCAAUUGUAAAUAUAGCUACACUCGAACUUAAUGAUAAAUGUAGAUAAAGUAUCGUAAUGUGUAAAAGAAAUGCGC
Messenger RNA from Camponotus floridanus (Florida carpenter ant), 12815 nucleotides. RefSeq names its product teneurin-m (gene Ten-m). The record is from RefSeq and is a predicted model, not a curated record. NCBI's taxonomy places the organism in Eukaryota, Metazoa, Arthropoda, Insecta, Hymenoptera, Formicidae. Gene Ontology annotation, biological process: motor neuron axon guidance. The transcript has 16 exons. Bases 1458 to 11681 code for a protein of 3407 amino acids.